Limulus polyphemus (Atlantic horseshoe crab) is the source of this 2584-nucleotide messenger RNA. Its product is annotated as Kv channel-interacting protein 1-like. NCBI's taxonomy places the organism in Eukaryota, Metazoa, Arthropoda, Merostomata, Xiphosura, Limulidae. Bases 926 to 1789 code for a protein of 287 amino acids. The transcript has 8 exons. Gene Ontology annotation, molecular function: calcium ion binding. The record is from RefSeq and is a predicted model, not a curated record.
UGUAACGACAGUGCGAUACACACUCUUCUUUUCAUAAGAAGCUGAGUUACUUGAACGAUCACGUAUGUGCGCAAGAAGUAACUGUUGGAGACUGUUUGUAAACGUUAUUCAGACAUUUGGUGUGUAUUGUUAGUUCCAGAACUAGAUAGACGGGCAGAGUUUAGGAAUAUCAGUAAUGUCUCAGAAAAGCCUAACUAUGUUGGGCUGCGGAAAACCCAGCAAUAACCUGCAGAAUCUGUUUAUGUUUCUUGUUAGCAGAUUACAACGAAAUGAGGCCUUGAAAUAGUUGAUACAUUUAGCACUAUUGUCUUGUGAAUCAGAGUUGAAUUCCCGUGGUUUUGUCAGAAGUGGAACACAGAAGUUUGAUGUAGCUGCUCAAUAAUUCCUAAUAUCUUCCAUUCCUAUAUUAGUUGUUAGUCACGUUUUUAUUCUAUUUUAAAUCAAAAUUUUUUACCAAUUUACUAGUAGUUAAAUAUGUACUCUGAAAUUUCGGAUUUUUGUUUUUAGAAACGUCCGUUGGAAAAUGGUGUUUGAAUCAUAGACAAUCUAAUGGCUAAAAAGGCCUCACUAGAAAUAGAUGCUCCUUGAUCAGCGUUAGCCAAGAGUGUAACAGCUUCUAGUAUUCCAUAAUUGAUCAGUCAUUUAUUACUUCGAGUUUGACAACUUAGUGAUAUAAUAUUUGAAAAUCAGCCUGCCUUUCAGAAGAUAUUGAUAUUAACACAAAUUUUGAAACGAAAAUUACGUCCAAGUUAAUAGUUACUCGGUGAAGUGAUCGGUGAUUUUUUUUUUUUACACAUGAAACAGAUGAUGAUAAGGUUACUUCAGUUACGUAACCUGCACUCUGCUACAGUCUCCACGAAUUAUUAGCUUCAAAUGACUUUCCGAUAAAGCAACUUUUUUGCAGGAAAUAGCCAGGAAUAGAAACAUGAGCAGUGACGAGAGUCAAACGUCGUCUCCUGACCCGGGAAGUAGCAGUGGCGGAGCAAGGAUGAAGCAAUAUUCUCUAAUCCGUCUGUCGCAUGAACAGGAGGACUCGUUCACAGAAAUACAAACACCGAAGAUGACAGAUGUUACUGAAACUCGUGAAGUAAAAGACUUGAGAUACUGGGUGAACAAAUUUCGCCAAGCUCUCAGAACCGUUAGGUUUUCGAAGACUCGCAGAAAGCAGAGAUAUGGUUCUAUUGCCUCAUCGUACGACAGUGAAUACGAGGAAGUUGACGUUCAACAAGACAGAUAUACUCCUGAAGCUCUGGACAAUUUGUGCGAAAUCACUAAAUUUAAUAAAAGGGAGUUGCAGCUCAUGUAUCGAGGUUUUAAACAGGAAUGUCCGUCAGGAAUGGUGAAAGAAGAAACCUUUAAGGGAAUUUACGCUCAAUAUUUUCCACGAGGGGGCGACACUAGUCAGUAUGCUCACUACGUUUUUAACACGUUUGACCAAGAUCACACUGGCUCAAUAACAUUUACGGACUUUGUCGUAGGAUUAUCCGCCUUGUCUCGUGGGUCUGUUCAAGAAAAGCUUAAAUGGACCUUUAAUUUAUACGACAUCAAUGGUGACGGCUACAUCACCAAGGACGAGCUCUUCAGGAUUGUCACUUCCAUCUAUGAUCAGAUGGGAAGAGCAGUCGAUUCAGUUGUUGACGACCAUACGACCAAGGAACAUGUGGACAAGGUGUUUAAGAAGUUAGACCUCAAUCAAGAUGGUGUAGUGACGAUGGACGAAUUUCUUGAUUCCUGUACAAGGGACGAAAAUAUAACAAAAUCAAUAGGAUUUUUCGACACUGUACUGUGACAUUCCAGCAUCGAUUUAUACAAGAGUGCCUAGUGUCGUCUUCAGGUUUCUGUGCAACUAGUGAAGAUACGGUAUUGAUGUGGUACCAUGAUGAAAAUAAGCUGUGGAAGCAGCGUUGAUGUCAAAUUCAGUGUCUAUGUGUAUAAGUAUACGUGCGCAUAUAUCAAGAAUAUUUACUUUAUUAAUAUCUUCAACAGAACCACUGCUUCCAGUGAAAACAAUGCAAUAUUCUUCACUGUCCAAACAAAUCAUGACAUCAUUUCCUGCUGACGUUAGAUAGGAGAAAAUCAAAACAAAGAUCGUUUUAAGAGAUUCUUGACCUUUUUUCCUGUUCCCUACCAUUAAAUAGAUAAUACAAAUAAAAUAUAGUUCUAAGAUAGUUUAAUUAUAGUGCUUUAAUAGGAAAUACUAGACAAAAUUGUUUGCGAUUCAUAUCAUCUAGUACAGCAGGCUAGUACUAAUACUUUAUUGCCAUCUAGCGAUCAUCUUAUUAGUUUAAGAAAUUCAAGAUCUUAGUAAAGAAUAUAUGGUUAAAAUAAAUAUAUAUAUCUACAAAAAAAUAUGUAAAUGUUUAACCAAAACAAACUAGGUAGAAAUGGCCAAUCAAACUGAAAUACGUAAUGUUUUCCAAAUCAUUUUUAAAAAUAAAAUUAGUCAUAGUUCCUAAAAUCUUCUAAAAAUUUGAAAUUACUUUAUAGAUCAAAAGAAAUGUACCUUUUUGGAGGGAGAGUGAGACAUGUUAAAGUACGUCUCAUAAAUUUAUAUAAAAUUGCAAUUAAAUAUUUUAAAAAAUCA